AUGCACAACCCUCAAAGUCAGCAAUCAGUCGGAGGGAGUUUCGGUGGGCACGUCAACACUCUACAAAUAAUAAGAGAUAAACAAGUGGACAGAUACGAGAUUGUGCCCGGGAAAGAUCCAAAAUUUUCUGAUGUAAUAUUGGAGACACCAAAUUGUAUCCUUAGUUGUAAAAAAGUUCAGGGUACAAUCAACAAACAUGGUGAAGCAUACUCUUUGAAGUGGAAAGAAGAACUUGGAAACGGGGGAAAUGGAGAGAUUUGGAAAGUUGAGUUUACUAGUCAAAGCAGCUUGCCUCGUGAAUAUGCCGCAAAGAACACAAAAACUCGAGAAGAUAUUUACUCACAAAAUAUUGCUUUGAACGAACUACGCCACGAAUGUGAAAUACUAAAACAACUCGAUCAUGCACAUAUUGUGAAAUAUAUGGGCUUCGCCGAAUUCCAACACGAUCAAAUCUCGAAAAGGUUUGUUUUGCUGUUGGAGAAAUGUGAUGGUGGCGACUUACUAACUAUGAUCAAUGACAGACACAAGAUCUAUUCCGUGUAUACAGUCGUUUAUUGGGCAGAACAGUUGUUUUCGGCGCUUGAAUAUUUACGGAAGGGAAAUUUCAUUCAUCGGGAUAUCAAAGCAGAGAACGUUCUUCUAUCUAUAAAGCAGUUCUUAUCUCCAAAUAAAAUCGAAUAUGAUGUGAAACUUUGCGAUUUUGCCUUUACGAUUCGUCGCGAAAACACUACGUUUUUUUUGAUGAAAACUUCAGAGGAAUUUCCUAAAGGAACAUAUGCUUCAAUGAGCCCUGAAGUGUACAAUUGUAUGGUCUGUCACCGUAGCGACAUUUUCUGCCUUGGUCUCGUCUUGUGGUUUUUGAUUGAAAGAAGAAAAUUCUAUUCCUGCCCAUCCGAAUGGAAAACCUAUCAAACAGCAAAACAGCAAGAACCAUCAUUCGUCAAUUGCCGAGACGAUUUACGAAAUAUCAUUUAUGAUUGCACUAGGAAAAAGUUUUACAAUCGGGCUCAGGAUGCAGAAGAAGUGCGACAUCGGUUGGAAACAAUAUUACAGCAGUCGGCGCUGAAUCUCUCACCGGAUCUCAAGGCCACAAGCACUGUAAGUGUACAAAUGGAUGCG
Messenger RNA from Mesorhabditis belari, 1119 nucleotides. The record is from the annotation of a GenBank genome assembly. NCBI's taxonomy places the organism in Eukaryota, Metazoa, Nematoda, Chromadorea, Rhabditida, Rhabditidae.